Macroventuria anomochaeta is the source of this 4149-nucleotide messenger RNA. RefSeq lists its product as uncharacterized. The transcript has a single exon. NCBI's taxonomy places the organism in Eukaryota, Fungi, Ascomycota, Dothideomycetes, Pleosporales, Didymellaceae. The record is from RefSeq and is a predicted model, not a curated record. The coding region runs from base 308 to 3970 and encodes 1220 amino acids. Gene Ontology annotation, molecular function: protein binding.
UUUUCGAUGAUUAGAAAAGCAGGGAUACACCUGGGGAGAUAGGCAGACUUGCGGUGGACCGUGUUUUAUGCCAAGCGGGAAAUGUAUGCACAGCCUUAAUGCUGUAUGCAAAUAGGCAACUGCACAAGGCUGAAGAGAAGAAGUUAAAGGAACAAGUCGAAGCAGAGCGCCCCCCGGAGGACAGUAGAAGAAACCCUUCGCAAUAACCGAGUCGGCAACCGCGAAUACUGUAUCGGUAUACUGAAGGACAGGAUAAUCAAAACAGAAGAUUGAGUACCACUGGUCAUCGGGAAGUGGCUCUUGGACCAUGUCGAAUUUUGAAGGAGCAAUCCAGGUGGCUCGACAAGCUGUCGAUGCAACUCCAGAAGAUCACCCUGAACGCUCAGCACGACUGAACGAUCUUGGAAACUGUCUUGGCAGCAGAUACUCGAGGACAGGAGCGAUAGCCGACCUUGAAGAAGCGAUCCAGAUUGCUCGACAAGCUGUCGACGCAACUCCACAACACCAUCGUGACCGCGCAGCACGGCUGAAUAAUCUUGCACUCCAUCUAGGCAGAAGAUACUCAAGGACAGGAGCGAUGGCCGACCUCGAAGGAGCUAUUCAGAUUGCUCGACGAGCUGUCGAUGCAACCCCAGAAGACCACCCUAACCGUGCAGCACGGCUGAACAAUCUCGGAAACCGUCUUGGCGGCAGAUACUCGAGGACAGGAGCGAUAGCCGACCUCGAAGAAGCCAUUCAGAUUGCUCGACAGGCUGUUGCUGCAACUCCAGAAGACCAUCCUAACCACGCAGGAUGGCUUAACAACCUCGGAAACCGUCUUGGCGACAGAUACUCAAGGACAGGAGCGAUGGCUGACCUUGAAGAAGCGAUCCAGAUCGCUCGACAAGCUGUCAAUGCAACUCCAGAGGACCAUCCUGACUACGCAACAUGCCUGAACAAUCUUGGAAACAAUCUUGGCGACAGAUACUCGAGGACAGGAGCGAUAGUCGACCUUGAAGAAGCGAUCCAGAUUGCUCGACAAUCUGUCGAUGCAACUGCAGAAGGCCAUCCUAACCACGCAAGAUGGCUGAACAAUCUUGGACUCCAUCUUGGCGACAGAUACUCAAGGACAGGAGCGAUGGCCGACCUCGAAGAAGCGAUCCAGAUUGCUCGACAAGCUGUCGCUGCAACUCCAGAAGACCACCCUGACCAAACAGCAUGCCUGAAUAAUCUUGUAGUCUGUCUUGGCGACAGAUACUCAAGAACAGGAGCAAUGGCUGACCUCGAAGAAGCCAUUCAAGUUGCUCGACAAGCUGUUGCUGCAACUCCAGAAGACCAUCCUGAUCGCGCAGAACAGCUUAACAAUCUCGGAAACCGUCUUGGCGACAGAUACUCAAGGACAGGAGCGAUGGCUGAUCUUGAAGAAGCCAUUCAGAUUGCUCGACAAGCUGUCGACGCAACUGCUGAAGACCACCCUAGCCGCGCAGCAUGGCUAAACAAUCUUGGAGUGCAUCUUGGCGGCAACAGAUACUCAAGGACAGGAGCGAUGGCCGACCUUGAAGAGGCCAUCCAGAUUGCUCGACAAUCUGUCGAUACGACUCCAGAAGACCAUCCUGACCGCGCAGCACGGCUGAAUAAUCUCGGAAACCGUCUUGGCGGCAGGUACUCAAGGACAGGAGCGAUGGCUGACCUUGAAGAAGCUAUUCAGAUCGCUCGACAAGCUGUCGACGCAACUGCAGAAGACCAUCCUGAACGCGCAUCACGGCUGAAUAAUCUCGGAAACCGUCUUGGCGGCAGAUACUCGAGGACAGGAGCUAUAGCCGACCUUGAAGAAGCGAUCCAGAUUGCUCGACAAGCUGUCGCUGCAACUCCAGAAGACCACCCUGACCGCACAGCGUGCCUGAACAAUCUUAUAGUCCGUCUUGGCGACAGAUACUCAAGGACAGGAGCGAUGGCUGACCUUGAAGAGGCCAUUCAAGUUGCUCGACAAGCUGUCGAUGCAACUGCAGAAGACCAUCCCGACUAUGCAAGAUGGCUGAACAAUCUCGGAGUCUGUUUUGGCAUAAGAUACUCGAGGACAGGAGCGAUAGACGACCUCGAAAAAGCGAUCCAGAUUGCUCGACAGGCUGUUGCUGCAACUCCACAAGACCACCCUGACCGCGCAGAACGGCUUAACAAUCUAGGAAACCGUCUUGGCAACAAAUACUCAAAGACAGGAGCGAUGGCCGACCUCGAAGAAUCUACCGUGUGCUAUGAAUCAGCUCUACAAUUCACUGAAGCUUCAAUCGAUACACGCAUGGCCGCUGGCAUUCUACUUUUUCAAUCAUGUGCUCAAGUAUCAGAUUGGGAACGAGGCUCCAAGUAUUCCGCAAUGGCCGUCGAGCUUGCUCCUCAGCUGAUUGCGCGCUCGCUGAAAAACGCAGACAAACAAUACAGGCUGAGUCAGAUUGCUGGUUUGGCUUGUGAUGCGAGUGCAGCAUCUUUGAAUGCAGGAAGGGUGCUGCUCCUCGCGCUAAACCUGCUUGAGCAAGGACGGGGCGUGUUAGCGGCAUCUCUUCACGAGAUGCGGACAGAUGUUCUCGAUCUUCAAGCAAAACAUCCUGAGCUAGCUGAACGCUUUGUUCGCCUUCGAAAUGAGCUGCAGCCGCCCGUUACGGAGCCUAUGCUUUCCUUAGAGCAAAGUCGCAUGCCUUUUUUGAAAACACAAGCAGAUCGACGUCAUUUCGCGGGUAGUGAGCUUGAUAGGCUGAUUGCCGAGAUUCAGCAACAGUCUGGGUUCGAAGACUUUCUGCGACCUCCGAGUGAGGGAGAGAUAUUGGAUGCAGGCCAACAUGGACCUAUCGUGGUCAUCAAUGUUAGCGAAUACCGCUGUGAUGCAUUCCUUAUUGAUCAGCAUCGAAUACAGACCGUGCCAUUACCUAAUUUUACCUACCAGGGAAUCAAGGAGAAGGUCCAACAAGGAAGCUUGGGGACCCCCCAGGUACUUGAGUGGUUAUGGGAUGUUGUUGCACAUCCGGUCCUAGACGCACUAGGAUUCACAGAGCCUCCGCCUGACGAGAAAUGGCCACACGUAUGGUGGAUUCCAACCGGCCCUCUGAGCAAGUUUCCCCUUCAUGCGGCAGGUUAUCACGGCAAAGGCUCGAAUCACACCGUUUUGGAUAGAGUCAUGUCCUCCUACAGCUCCUCUAUCAAGGCAAUUAUACACGGACGCCGGCGCCGCAAUCUACAAGACGCUUCAAAGACCCCAAACCGGGCACUUCUUGUUGCUCUUGAGGUUACUCCCAAUCAAACUAGACUUCACUUUGCAGCGAGGGAAGUCCAGAUACUGUACAAUCUUUGCGAAUCGUCAGACUUGCAUCCUGUUCAGCACCGGCCGCGAAAGGAAGAUGUCGUUUCGCAGUUACCGAGUUGCAAAAUUUUCCACUUCGCUGGUCACGGUUAUACAAACAAUAAGGACCCCUCGCAAAGCUCCUUACUUUUGGAGGAUUGGGAGAGCGACCCUUUAACAGUGGCUGACUUGCUGGAAAUGAAUUUGCGCGAGCGCGCUCCAUUCCUCGCUUACCUCUCGGCUUGCGGAACUGGAGAGAUAGGAGACGAAAGGUUCCUUGAUGAGAGCAUCCACUUGAUCAGUGCAUGCCAACUCGCAGGAUUUCGCCACGUCAUUGGGACGCUGUGGGAGGUUCACGAUGAGAUUUGUAUGGACAUGACGAGAAUUACGUACGAACAGAUAAGGGACGGAGGUAUGACGGAUGAGUCCGUUUGCCUGGGGCUCCAUAAAGCUACCAAAGAACUUCGAGACCGCUGGUUUGCAAAAGUGGUUAGUCGCGGACGCGAGUUAGGAAAUAGCGCACACGAGACUGCAGUUGAACAUGAGAUGGAGGCUAUAACUCUCGAUGGUACCGGUUCUGUUAGCACCAGGUUGCCGAGGAAAGCUGCUUUACUAAGAGAGGCGCCGCUACACUGGGUACCUUAUGUCCAUUUUGGUGUAUAAUACAAGAUGAACUUGUUUAUUAUUGUAUUAAACGAGAAUUCUUGUACUGUUCAGAACAUCACUGUUUGUUACACUUUUGCCUCCCCCAUCUCUUGUUUAGAGAAUUUCUUACUUACUCGUCGUCGUAAUGAGCUCAGGAAAUCGUAAGAAUAUGAGGGAACGUACUACACUUGCACUUA